Molecule: messenger RNA, 345 nt
Organism: Parathielavia appendiculata
Lineage: Eukaryota; Fungi; Ascomycota; Sordariomycetes; Sordariales; Chaetomiaceae
Exons: 2
Source: RefSeq, a predicted model, not a curated record
CUGAUUGAGCGGCGGCUGCUGUAUCUCGAGUGCACGAAUGACCAGCGCUGUGAUAUGGGGAGUGAUUUGAGGUUUUGUCGGGGGAGUGUAAAACUGCUGAUGCAAGGACGGAGAGAGCACAUUGAGUGCGACUCGCGGCCGGGCCUGGGGUGUCUGAUCUACGGCAGCAGCACGUGUCCGCACGCGAGGAAGAUAACGGCGCGGGUCAAGAAGUGGAUGCGCAUGCACUCCAGCGCAGAACGAACGCGGUGGGGGUUAUUUCUUGCGUCACUGGUGCCGCCGCUUGUUAGGUGGGUGUGGAUGCUUGGGGUCAUGACUCGGGAUGUCCUCAUUCGAAUCGUUUGA